AUGGCUUCACCAGUGUGGCUCUUUCCCCGAGGUGACAGUCAUGCCUUCCUAACGCGCUUCCUCACCUACCACAGGUUCAGUUCUAUUUCAGAAGCAAAACCACGUCUCAAAGAACAUAUCUCACACCACGGUACCAGUAAGAUACACCUCCUCUCAUUCAAGUUUCGUCUCCACCGUACCCAACUCAAACACGAAGCUGACAAGGAACAAGUGCCUCACAGCAGGAUUCCAGUACCAGAUGAUUCUCAGCUAGAGCUACUCUCGGAGAUACGAGAGCGACGAACCACGAGACUAGAUCGACUAGAAGAUAUCUGGCAACAGGCGAUGAUUGCAAUACGCAUUAUCGUGUCUAGCUAUGCCCAUGACUACCAGGGCCCAUCACGCGAGUUUCUGGGGAUGUUGGAGGUCGAAUUGCAAACUCUUAUCAUCGAAAUGAUUAGUCUAUCAGCCGAGGAGGGAUAUGACCUACGGCUGGAAGAGGAGACGUGGGAUCAAGUGCAGUAG
Penicillium verrucosum is the source of this 504-nucleotide messenger RNA. RefSeq lists its product as uncharacterized. Bases 1 to 504 code for a protein of 167 amino acids. Lineage: Eukaryota; Fungi; Ascomycota; Eurotiomycetes; Eurotiales; Aspergillaceae. The record is from RefSeq and is a predicted model, not a curated record. The transcript has 2 exons.